This is a messenger RNA of Pteropus alecto (black flying fox), 2393 nucleotides long. RefSeq names its product endonuclease/exonuclease/phosphatase family domain containing 1 (gene EEPD1). The record is from RefSeq and is a predicted model, not a curated record. The transcript has 8 exons. The coding region runs from base 665 to 2374 and encodes 569 amino acids. Lineage: Eukaryota; Metazoa; Chordata; Mammalia; Chiroptera; Pteropodidae. Gene Ontology annotation, molecular function: catalytic activity; DNA binding. Gene Ontology annotation, biological process: DNA repair. Gene Ontology annotation, cellular component: plasma membrane.
GUGGCCGUGGUGCCGGCGGAGGCGCGGGCGGCGGGGCCGGGACUCCGGCUUUGACACGGACUGCGAGCGGGAGCCGCGGCGCGGGUGCUGGGCACUGGUUUGCGGUUCAGGCGGAUCCUGGGUCCGAGUCGAGCGCGGGACUUUUUGCCUGGAUCAACGCAACUGCCGCGACGCCGCAAGUCCUAGUGAAGCCGCAAGACUUGGUGCAGCUGCGGCGGUCGGAUUUCGCCGCCGUUGCCGCCGCCCUGCAGCCCCGCGGCUCCUGCCGGCUCUGGGAGAACGACUCUGCGAGUUUCUCCCGCAGAAAGAGCCGGGACGCGCGGCCCAAGGCGGCGUGCGAGGGAUCCCGUGGCCCAGCCCCUGACCCGCACCCGCGCGGGCACCAGAGCUGGAGGCAGGGGCCCAGCGCUGUCCGGGGCUGGGCUCCGACUUCGGAGCCGCAGGUGGAAGAAGGACGCCCCCGGGGAGCGGCCGAGAGGUGGCCAAGUGGAAGGUACUUUUGGACGCUCUGGGCAUGGAGAUUGAGUGUUUGUGAUAGGUAACCAGUCAGCCCCUGAAUCCGGCACCUUGCCUUCGUGCCUGUGAGGUCUACUGGGCUUCCUCCCCAGCCAAAGAGUUCUUCUGCGGUGGUGAGGCCUUCCUGAGCCCCUGAUCCUGGCAGGUCAUGGGGAGCACCCUGGGCUGUCACCGCUCUAUCCCCCGGGACCCUUCGGACCUGUCCCAUAGUCGCAAGUUCAGUGCGGCUUGCAACUUCAGCAACAUUCUGGUGAAUCAGGAGCGGCUGAACAUCAACACUGCCACGGAGGAGGAGCUGAUGACCCUGCCUGGGGUGACACGUGCGGUGGCACGCAGCAUCGUGGAGUACCGCGAGUACAUCGGUGGCUUCAAGAAGGUGGAGGACCUGGCACUUGUCAGCGGGGUGGGUGCUACCAAGCUGGAGCAGGUCAAGUUCGAGAUCUGCGUGAGCAGCAAGGGCAGCUCUGCGCAGCACUCUCCCAGCUCCCUGAGGCGGGACCUGCUGGCGGAGCAGCAGCCUCACCACCUGGCCACCGCCGUGCCCCUCACUCCGCGUGUCAACAUCAACACCGCCACCCCAGCUCAGCUCAUGAGCGUCCGAGGCCUCACGGAGAAGAUGGCUGUCAGCAUCGUGGACUACCGCCGCGAGCAUGGGCCCUUUCGCAGCGUCGAGGACCUGGUGAGGAUGGGUGGUAUCAAUGCCGCCUUUCUGGACCGGAUACGGCACCAGGUGUUUGCCGAGAGGUCCAGGCCUCCGUCUACGCACACCAACGGGGGCCUGACCUUCACCGCCAAGCCCCACCCCAGCCCCACCUCGCUGAGCCUGCAGAGUGAGGAUCUGGACCUGCCGCCCGGGGGGCCCACGCAGAUUAUCUCCACUCGACCUUCGGUGGAGGCUUUUGGAGGCACAAGGGAUGGGCGGCCUGUGCUGAGGCUGGCCACCUGGAACUUGCAGGGCUGUUCCUUGGAGAAAGCCAACAACCCCGGGGUGCGAGAGGUGGUGUGCAUGACACUUCUGGAAAACAGCAUCAAGCUUCUAGCUGUGCAAGAACUACUUGACAGAGAGGCCCUGGAAAAGUUCUGUGCGGAGCUAAACCAGCCAGUCCUGCCCAACAUCCGCAAGUGGAAGGGGCCCCGGGGAGCCUGGAAGACCGUCGUCGCCGACUCGCCCUCGACUCCGCUCCAGAAGGGGGCUGGGUUUUCGGGAUUCCUGUGGGACACCUCCACCGGGGUGGAGCUGAGAGACGCCGCCUCACUGGACAGGUCACCUGGCAACGGGCAUGGGAAGCCCACAGGUCCCAGCCCGUACCUCGCACGAUUCAAGGUCGGAAGUACUGACUUGACCCUCGUGAACCUGCACCUCGCAACCCUGAGCCUCCCUGGGGGUGAGAACCCAAGCAAGAAUCACGGUGACAGCCACCGUCUGGCCAGCUUCGCACAGACCUUACAGGAAACCCUGAAAGGAGAAAAAGACGUGAUUGUUUUAGGGGAUUUUGGCCAGGGGCCAGACAGCAGUGACCACGACAUCCUGAGGAAAGAAAAAUUCCAUCCCCUGAUUCCCGCCCAUACCUUCACCAACAUCAGCACCAAGAACCCACAAGGCUCUAAGUCUCUGGACAACGUGUGGAUCAGUAAAAGCUUAAAGAAGGUUUUCACAGGUCACUGCGCCGUGGUGCGGGAAGGCCUCACGAACCCCUGGAUUCCAGAUAACUGGUCCUGGGGCGGGGUGGCGUCGGAGCACUGCCCCGUGCUGGCCGAGUUUUACGCGGAGAAGGACUGCGCCAAGAGGGACGGCCCUCGGAGCGGCGGCGGGGUGGCCGUGGAGCGGGGGGACGCCGGCGUCAAGCACGAGCGGUGACGGCCCCCGGGGCCCCGCA